AUGAUCCCUGUCGUCUUCACCUACCUACUCGUUCCAUUCCCAAUCUGGUACGAAUCCAAGCUGCCGCUUUUCGCGCACUGUGUGGUGCAGUUGGCGAUCUCGUACGUCUUCGCCAUGAUCUGCACCCUGGUGGCCGAGUAUCCGGCUCACAACAUAGAGGCCAUCUUGCUGCACCCUCAAGAAAAGAAGACCACGCUCAAGACAGUGCCGACGUCGACUUCAGAGCUUCAACUGAAAGGGGUUCCAAAUUUGUGA
Molecule: messenger RNA, 255 nt
Organism: Cylicostephanus goldi
Lineage: Eukaryota; Metazoa; Nematoda; Chromadorea; Rhabditida; Strongylidae
Source: the annotation of a GenBank genome assembly